AUGAUGAAGACGGGCCACGUCGAAAAGACCAACGACCGCGACUUCGAGACCGAGCUGCGGCGGUACCGAACGAUGGAGACAGCCGCCAACAAGCUCCAGAAAGAAGCCAAGGGCUAUCUAGACUCGCUGCGCGCCAUGACCGCGUCCCAGAUGCGCAUCGCGGAGACGAUUGACGCUUUCUACGGAGACGCCGGGGCCAGGGACGGCGUGUCGCGGAGCUACAAGCAGGCGGUGCAGGACCUGGAUGCCGAGACGAUCAAGGCGCUUGAUGGGCCGUACCGCACCACAAUCCUCGACCCCAUAUCCCGCUUCUGCGCCUACUUCCCCGACAUAAACGCCUGCAUCGAAAAACGGUCCCACAAGUCCCUCGACUACGACAACCUGCGCGCAAAAGUAAAGCGGCUCGUCGAGAAGCCCGACAAAGACGUCACCAAACUGCCCCGCGCGGAGCAAGAAGCCACCGCCGCGAAAGCCGCAUACGAUGCCCUGAACGAGCAGCUCAUCACCGAGAUCCCCCAGCUGAUUGAUCUGAGAGUGCCGUAUUUGGACCCGAGCUUCGAGGCGCUGGUCAAGAUCCAGCUGAGAUUUUGCGCCGAGGCGUAUAGCCGCAUGGCGCAGGUGCAGCAGUAUUUGGACAAGGACAUUAGGGAGCAGUAUGCGGAGGGCGCGUUGGAUAAUAGGGUCGAGGAGGUGUUGCAGGAGAUUAGGGAUUUGAGUAUUGCGGGGACGGUGUAG
Molecule: messenger RNA, 735 nt
Organism: Coniosporium apollinis CBS 100218
Lineage: Eukaryota; Fungi; Ascomycota; Dothideomycetes
Product: protein hob3
Exons: 2
Coding region: 1-735 (244 amino acids)
Biological process (GO): actin filament organization; endocytosis; actin cortical patch localization
Cellular component (GO): actin cortical patch; Rvs161p-Rvs167p complex; mating projection tip
Molecular function (GO): protein binding; lipid binding
Source: RefSeq, a predicted model, not a curated record